This is a messenger RNA of Fragaria vesca subsp. vesca, 1700 nucleotides long. Its product is annotated as aldehyde dehydrogenase family 2 member C4-like. Gene Ontology annotation, molecular function: aldehyde dehydrogenase (NAD+) activity. Lineage: Eukaryota; Viridiplantae; Streptophyta; Magnoliopsida; Rosales; Rosaceae. The coding region runs from base 36 to 1544 and encodes 502 amino acids. The record is from RefSeq and is a predicted model, not a curated record. The transcript is spliced from 9 exons.
ACAGUUAAACACUAGCAAGAACAACAAAAACAGAAAUGGGUGCCAAUAGUAACGCCAGCUCCGAGGAGUCCUUUGUGAAGCUGCCAACUAUAAAGUUCACCAAGCUCUUCAUCAAUGGAGAGUUCGUGGAUUCUGUUUCAGGUAAAACAUUUGAGACAAUCGAUCCAAGAACAGGGGAGGUGAUAACCAGAGUUGCAGAGGGAGAUAAGGAAGACGUGGAUUUGGCAGUCAAAGCUGCAAGAGCCGCCUUUGACCAUGGCACCUGGCCUCGUUUGCCCGGCAUUGAGAGGAGAAGGAUCAUGAUGAAGUUUGCAGACUUGAUUGAUGAACAUGCAGAAGAACUAGCCAAAUUGGAUACAGUUGAUGCUGGGAAGUUGUUCAGUAUGGGCAUAGCCAUAGACAUACCUCAGGCAGCACAGACCUUCCGUUACUAUGCGGGUGCAGCUGAUAAAAUUCACGGAAAUGUGCUCAAAAUGUCGACUGAGCUUCAAGCUUAUACUUUACUCGAACCAGUUGGUGUUGUUGGACACAUCAUUCCAUGGAAUUUUCCAUGCGGCAUGUUAUCUUUUAAGGUCGCUCCUUCCUUAGCUGCUGGUUGCACCAUGGUCAUCAAACCGGCUGAGCAGACACCUCUUUCGGCUCUCUAUUUGGCUCAUCUGGCCCAGCUGGCUGGUGUUCCUGAUGGAGUGAUCAAUGUCGUAAAUGGAUUUGGAGAGACUGCUGGUGCGGCCGUCAGUUAUCAUAUGGACAUUGACAAAGUCAGUUUUACUGGUUCUACAGACGUAGGCCGUCUAGUGAUGCAGGCUGCAGCAAAGAGCAACUUAAAAUCAGUUUCACUUGAACUAGGCGGCAAGUCACCCCUUGUAAUCUUUGAUGAUGCUGAUGUAGAUAAGGCUGCUGACCUUGCUCUCUUGGGGAUCCUCUUCAACAAGGGAGAAACUUGCGUGGCAAGUUCUCGUGUUUUAGUUCAAGAAGGGAUUCAUGAUGAACUAGUGAAGAAGCUGAAAGAGAAGGCAAAAUAUUGGACUGUUGGGGAUCCUUUUGAUCCUAAUGUUCGUCAAGGACCCCAGGUUUGUAGGCAGCAGUUUGAGAGAGUUUUAACCUACAUUGAGCAUGGAAAAAGAGAAGGAGCCACUUUGCUAACAGGAGGCAAGCCUGUGGGCAACAAGGGUUACUACAUUGAGCCAACAGUGUUCACAGAUGUCAAGGAUGACAUGAUGAUAGCCAAGGAUGAAAUAUUCGGACCUGUAAUGUCUGUGAUGAAGUUCAAGACCAUAGAAGAGGCCAUACAGAGAGCCAACAACACCAAAUAUGGCCUAGCAGCAGGCAUUGUAACCAAGAACAUCGACAUUGCCAACACCGUCUCAAGGUCAAUCCGCGCCGGUGCCAUAUGGAUCAACUGCUACCUCGCCGCCGACAACGACGCCCCUUUUGGUGGAUACAAGAUGAGUGGCUUUGGAAAAGACAUGGGUAUGGAAGGCCUCCACAAGUAUAUGCAUAUCAAAUCAGUGGUCACUCCAAUCUACAACUCUCCCUGGCUCUAAAUUUACUCUGUUUUUGUGUUGUAAAAUAAGUCUAGCUCUAUCAUCAUAGAUGGGUUAGCAGAGGCAUUUCAUCAAACAUGUAAUAGGCACAAUUGGUAUGCAUAAUAAAACUAGAGCCAAAUCCAGAAAUUGAUUUCAACAACAGCAUCAGAGUUC